Chiloscyllium plagiosum (whitespotted bambooshark) is the source of this 706-nucleotide messenger RNA. RefSeq names its product gamma-crystallin S-1-like. The record is from RefSeq and is a predicted model, not a curated record. Gene Ontology annotation, molecular function: structural constituent of eye lens. Gene Ontology annotation, biological process: lens development in camera-type eye; visual perception. Lineage: Eukaryota; Metazoa; Chordata; Chondrichthyes; Orectolobiformes; Hemiscylliidae.
GUUCUGAUUCAUUAGAAUGGCAAAUGUACCGCAGCAUAUAAAUAUCAACUGGCUCCCCUGGGCUACAAUCAGUCAGUUCCUCAGCUAACUGUGGGCUCAAAAUGGGAAAGAUCAUCUUUUACGAGGACAGGAACUUCCAGGGGCGGCACUAUGAGUGCAGCAGUGACUGUGCCGACCUGUCCCCUUACUUCAGCCACUGUAACUCCAUCCGUGUUGACAGUGACUGGUGGGUGCUGUAUGAGAAACCCAAUUACAUGGGAUACCAGUAUGUUCUGACAAGGGGAGAGUAUCCUGACUACCAGCGCUGGAUGGGAUUCAACGACUGUGUCAGGUCAUGUCACUCCUACCCACAGUACCAGGGAGGCUCCUACAGAAUGAGGAUUUAUGAGAGGCCUGACUUUGGAGGACAGAUGAUGGAAUUCAUGGAUGACUGUCCAUCUGUCUACGAUCGUUUCCGUUACCGUGACAUCCACUCCUGCCAUGUGAUGGACGGUUACUGGACCUUCUAUGAACAUCCCAACUACAGAGGGCGCCAGUACUUCAUGAGACCCGGUGAAUAUAGGAGAUACAGUGACUGGGGAGGCUACAGCUCAACUGUAGGAUCUUUCAGGCGCAUGAGGGAUUUCUAGAUUGUUGUUAAAAUAUUUUAUUUUCUUUGUUUAAAUCACUUCUGAACCUAAAUAAAAUAGCUUCAAUUUGAUCAUUA